Molecule: messenger RNA, 3133 nt
Organism: Aplysia californica (California sea hare)
Lineage: Eukaryota; Metazoa; Mollusca; Gastropoda; Aplysiida; Aplysiidae
Product: putative peroxisomal-coenzyme A synthetase
Exons: 3
Coding region: 257-2299 (680 amino acids)
Molecular function (GO): CoA-ligase activity
Source: RefSeq, a predicted model, not a curated record
CCUGCGUUUGAUUCAUUCCCAGAUUGCGCCUUCGGCCAAGCGUUGAUUCACCGCCACAGCCUGGGGAGAUUUGGAAACUUGUGUUUCUGAAACAAGACACUCUCUCACAUUUACCUCGCCCCAAGGGGCCGCCAUAAAGGUCCAAACUCGUGUCUGUUGUACCAUUGGAGACGGUAUCAACAGCGCCUCAAGGGGAAAAGCUCUCCAAUUGACGUCAUCAAAUUUGGGACCUUUUUCUACUGACGCAUCCAUCCGAAUGACGAAAAUGAACGUGAGCAUUCCUGGGGAGACCAUUCCCCAGCUUGUGGAGUUCUGGGCACAUGCUCCAGGUUCUGACACUCCAGCCUUUGUGAGCUUUGAUGAGAAUGGAGAAAAACGAAGCUUGAACAGGAGACAAGUGUUUCAUUUUGCAAGGAGGUUUGCCCAUAGACUGCGGAGGCUUGGGGCAAGAAAAGGGACUAUCAUUUGUAAUGCUCUACCAAACUCUCUUGAGCGACUUAUAUGUGAUUUUGGAAUCGUUUUCUCUGGCGCAGUAUCUAUGAAUGGUCAGAUAUUCCGUGCAGAUGGUGAGGACUUUUUAGACUCUUUACAGACUUCCGAAUGCUUUAUGGUGAUUGUUGGUCCUAGUGCUGCCAACAGAGCAAGAAAAUGUCUCCUUAAUGAAGUACCUGAAGGUUGUGAAGACUCAGUACAGUCGACCCGACUGCCCCAUCUCCAGAAAUUGUUGUAUUGUGUCCGAGAUGAUUGUGAUCCUACGAAAGAUUUCAUUUCUUCUCUAGAAGAUUCAAGUCUUCCUGAGUUCAUGGAAAAUGUAGUUCCAAGUGAAUUGGCCUCUGUGAUGACAACAUCAGGCAGUACAGGUUACUCAAAGUUGGUCAAACUAACCCAUCAAAACUUAUGUCACUUCUGCUUACAAGUAAAAGCCAUUGAACAUUUAGCGAGCGGAAGCCGUUUCAUCAACUGUGCCCCCCUUGGCUGGGCCGGAGGCUACCCUCAGUGGUAUCUCUCCUGCGGAGUCACUCGCUAUUUUCUAGACAUGCAUGAUGGACCACCUAGGGACCUACCCGCUACAAUAUGGAAAACGAUUGUUGAAGAGAAAGUGGUCUACGGCUUUUUAUCACCCAUGUAUGUGAACGCAAUACUGUCAAAUACAGCAUCCUGGCAAAAUGUUUCGUGGAAGCCCAAAACUUUGUGUCUGGCAGGUCAACCUGUGAAGAAGCAGCUGUUGGACAUAAUUGGAAAAUUAUGUGAGUCUGUGGACAUUAACUAUGGUAUAACAGAAAACAAUCUGGUGUCAACUCACCGAAUCACCGAUUCUUCUACGUAUAUUGAUGGGUGUGCUGGAUACCCUGGCUUUGGUGUGCAGGUUAAAGUUGUUGACAAGCAGAGAAAUGAACUUCCGAAAGGAAAAAGUGGUGAGAUUCUGGUCUGCAGUCCAUCCCUCUGUCAGGGGUACUUGAACAAUGAUGAGGCCACCAAAUCAACCUUUACAGAUGACGGCUGGCUGUGCACAGAUGAUGCUGGUUAUGUCGGGGAAGAUGGAAAACUCUAUGUGAAGGGACGUCAGUCUGACAGCAUAAUGAGGGGGGCGUACAUUCUCUACCCUGGCUGGCUGGAAGUGAAGCUCCGUGAAGUACCAGGGGUCAAGGACGUGGCAGUGGUUGCUGUUCCUGAUAAAGUGUUGCACAAUGAAAUCUGUGCAUGCGUACUGACAGAUGACGUUAUGGGGUCGGUUGUUGGCAGGUUGCAUGAAAAUAAUGCUGCAGAUCACAGUGUCGAUACCGAAAGACAACAAACAUCUGUAAUGCCCUCGUCAACAGUUUCGUCUGUUAGUGAAGAGAGUUUCAAUGAAGAUGUAGAUGAGCCUGAUAAUGCUUCAUUUGGUUUUCUGCGUUUGCAAAGCAAAGGCUUAACUGACCAUCUUGUGAAUACUCAGAAUGAUAAUGACUCUAAGUAUGGAGGUGUAAAGGGUCCAUCAGUAAGUCGUGCUGGAAAGUCAAAAGAGUUGGAAAGGAUACGAACAGAAGGGGUUCAUACACAGCUGACAACAUCCUAUAACAAAACAAAAGCUCUAGAAAAGCCAAUAAAAGGGGAGAAAGGGAACCACGGAGAUUUGUUGUCACUAGAACAGAGACUCAGAGAGUAUGCAGAUGGUCUGCAGGUCUUAUCAGAAAAAGAUGCCAUGAGAAUGGUGCCUAAGUACUAUAUCUUUGUAGACAAAUUUCCUCUCACCAGUACUGGAAAAUUGAGUAGAAAAGAGGUACGCAAAACAGCCACAGCCUUGUUAGACCUCUGCUAAAUGUAGAUUAAAGUUACUCCUGAGGAUCUGAGAAAAAAAUGUGUGUCAAGUGAUAGUGCUUUCAAAUGACUGUGAAAUCCUAGCGUGUGUAAGUAUGUUAUCUGUGUAGUAUCUUUUUCUACUUUUUUACUGUUGCCUUUUAAAUAGAGAUACAAAUUGUAAACUGCCAAAAAGUAAGCAAAAUUAUGAUUGUCAUAAAGUAUUACUGCUCACAUUUGUUUGCUCUACUGUGUUUCAGUGACUCAUCAAUCCAUUUAAAGUUGCAAAUAUUCAUGCAACGUAAUGUUUGUUCUACCUCAAAUCUGCUAUCCCACUUAAAUUUCAUGCUGUUGGUUUUAAAUAGCGUAUAUUUUUUUCUCAAAUAUCUUAAUGUAAUCAGACUACAAUUUGCUUCUGAUGAAUAUCAUAUAAUGUGUAAAAACCAUAGGGCUGCUGAAGGUGAUACUGAUAAUGGAUAAGUGGUGUCAGACUUCACUGUACCCCUUGCUUUGAAUGAGAGAUGUACUACACCAGUACAGUGUAUACUUUCUACAUGUGUUGUGUCUUUCCAAGGUUCUUUUAUGUCGUGAUGAUCUUCAGAUUUAUAUAUUGAGCUCUCCCUGUGUCUCAGAUUCAGGAUUUAACAGAUCUCUUGUAUAUUUGCCUUUUCUGAGAAAAAAUUCAUUGCCACAUUUACAUGAUAAAAAAGAUGUUAUAUAUUAUGAUAUUUACAUACAGAACUUUUUCUUGAUGGGAGGCUAUGAUUAUUUUAGAGCUGUGCAUGAGUAGUUCCCUCAGUAUCACUGACAUGUGGCGCAAAAGUGGUGGAGACUUUUCUUUCCUUUUUAAAAAAAA